AUGAAGGAGAUCAGUGGUAUAAAUUGUGAUUGGGCUCAAGAAAUGCUACUUCUGCGUUCAAUGCAAAAUUCCUGUAAUUUGAUAGCAUUUUGUGCCGUUUGUUGCACCUCAUCAUCAGUAUCAUCAUUAUUGCUGCUUCCAAUUAUACACUUUAAUUCAGUUGAAGAUUUUAAACUUUCAAAUGUGGAUGCUUUAAAUGCUGAAGCUGCCAAUGCUGCUAUUGUUGUUGCCUGGUUUGCUGCAGAUUUAUCGUGA
Molecule: messenger RNA, 255 nt
Organism: Enterobius vermicularis (human pinworm)
Lineage: Eukaryota; Metazoa; Nematoda; Chromadorea; Rhabditida; Oxyuridae
Source: the annotation of a GenBank genome assembly